GAGACGAGCAGGAAAGGGAAUGCACUGACAGAAGAGAAGAGGAAGAGGAAUAUGCCGAGCAGAGGAAGAGUUGACCAUCAAUGGCAGCCAUGCUGAGUCCUAAGAUCAGGCAGACCAGGAGAGCCAGGUCAAAGAGCAUGGUGAUGGGUGAGGCAUCCCGUGGCUCAUGUCGGCCCACCUCACCGAGCCUCCAAGAGGGGGCUGUAAAGGCUGGCUGGCUGAAGAAGCAGAGGAGCAUUAUGAAGAAUUGGCAACUGCGCUGGUUUGUGCUACGGGCUGACCAUCUAUACUUCUACAAGGACGAGGAGGAAACCAAACCCCAGGGCUGCAUCCCACUGAGGGGCAGCCAAGUGAAUGAGCUGACAGCCAAUCCAGAAGAGCCUGGUCGACACCUUUUUGAGAUUGUGCCAGCUGGAGAGAAAGACAAAGCUGCAAUAAGUCAUGAGUCGUUUCUGCUCAUGGCCAACUCCCAAAGUGACAUAGACGACUGGGUGAAGGCCAUCAGACGGGUCAUAUGGGCUCCGUUCGGAGGAGGCAUAUUUGGGCAGCAUUUAGACAACACUGUCCAGUUUGAAAGGAAGUUUGGUCCUCGCCUCGCCCCUCUCUUAGUUGAGCAGUGUGUGGAUUUCAUCAGGGAACAGGGACUUGAUGAAGAAGGCCUGUUCCGAAUGCCAGGGCAAGCCAACCUCGUGAAGGACCUUCAGGAAGCCUUUGACUGCGGAGAUAAGCCUCAGUUUGACAGUAACACGGAUGUCCACACUGUGGCUUCCCUGCUGAAGCUGUACCUCAGAGAGCUGCCUGAACCUGUCAUACCUUACUGCAAGUAUGAUGACUUCCUCACUUGUGCUCAGCUCCUGGCCAAAGAUGAGGAAGAGGGAAUACAAGAAUUAGGCAAGCUAGUGAAGACCCUUCCAGCUGCUAAUUUCAACCUUCUGAAAUAUAUAUGCAAAUUUCUGGAUGAGGUGCAGUCUCACUCAAAUGAGAACAAAAUGGGCGUGCAGAACUUGGCCACCGUGUUUGGACCAAAUAUCCUUCGUCCUAAAAUGGAGGACCCAGUUGCUAUUAUGGAAGGGACUUCCCUUGUUCAGCAUCUCAUGACGUUGCUUAUAAGCAAGCACGAAUGCCUGUAUAUUGAAACAGACUCAGAAACAUCUCAGACUGAGAUGGAGGUAAGGAUCCAAGGCCAACAACAUCAGCAGUCCAACCUGGUUGACUGGAUCUCUGAGGAGGACCUCCAUACUUGCUCACCCACAGGGAAGAAUGCUUGUCCUAAUGACAACCCUACCAUUAGUACUGCCUCAUCUCUGGAUGCCUCCCAGGUACCUAACACCUCUAAGUCAGUGCCUCAGGGAAAGGGAGAGACUGUCAGCCCUAGUAAGCAGGCCAAGACGCUGCCUGGGUGGAAGUACUCAUUCAAAGGCUCCUCUCCUCGCCCACAGUCUGCCAAAGUCAGUGGCCCCACAGCAGAUAUAUCCACUGCCUCCAGUGGGAAUUGGCUUAUGAAUGGGUUGUCCUCACUGCGGGGACACCGACGCACCUCCUCUGGAGAACGCUCUAGGGAAUCGGGGUCAUCUCAGAGACUGUCUACAUAUGACAAUGUCACAUCUUCGUCAAGUCUGGGCAGUGUGCUGAGUGUAGACAGCACACCAUGGUCCACCUCAUCUUGUGAUAUCUCUGUCCCAGACUCAGGAAGUGACCCAUUAGGGACAGACUCCAGGACUGAGGACAGGUCACAGCCAGAGGCAAAUACUCAGGAAACAGCACUGACUGAGGGGGAAGUGAAGCCCAAUGAACAAGAGGACAGUAGCAUUACUGUGGAGAACUGUGCUAGCAAUCUGCUCUGCAGUGACUAUGGGAACGUGACACCAGUCAUUACAGUUGUGGAUGAAGACAAUGAUGAAAAUCCCACGUCCCUGGCCAGUGAAGUGGUGGAGCUGAAAGAAGAACUGAGGAACCAGAAACAAACAUAUGAAUCUAGAAUUAUGAAGUUGGAAGAGUCAAGUGCAGCCCUUUGUGCACAGAUGGAGAGACUCGAGCAAGAGAUGGAACAGGAGAGAAAAAGAAAACGAAUGCUUGAGAUCAAGCUUAGGAACUCUGAACGGGCUCGUGAGGAUGCAGAAAAUCGCAAUCGCCUCCUUGAGAAAGAAAUGGAAGAUUUCUUCUCCACACUUGGGGACCUGGCUCUUGGAAGCCGUACCAGUGACAUUUAACUAAAAAAAUAAACACACCCAAAACGAGUCAUAAGGACAUGGUGGUGCAUUGCCAUGCAAGCUGUUAAUUAUAAUGGAGGUCUCAGUGGCCAUCAGACAUCUCUAUAAAUUUAAUGGAAAAGGUCUACACUUGGCUGUUAUUCCACAUGCCUAGCAACCCGGACAUAACAUACAAAAAAGGUUAAAGAAACAGUUCUCCAAAAAUAACAAUUCUGUCAUAAUUUGUUCCAAACUAGUAUGACUUUCCUUCUUAGAUUGGACACAAAAGUAGAAGUUAUGGAGAAUAUUAGGAACUGAGAGUCACGUUUCACUGGCAUUGUAUUGAAAAACUUAAAUGAAAGUGAAUGAUUACAGAGGCUAACAUUCUGCCUGACAUCUACUGUUGUGUGCAAUGGAAGAAAGAAAGUCAUACAGGUUUGGAACAUGAAGGUGAGCAAAUGAUGACAACAUUUUCAUUUUUUUUAGUGAACCCUACCUUUAAGGCCUGCCACUUUCAACUACCUAUUUAUUUCUUGAGGAUAUUAAGCAAAGCUAUCCCCACCAUCCCAGCAAUGUAGCAUUUCUUAUAAACCUUGUCCAUCUGUUGUUUUAAAGUAUAUUCUGGAUUCAGUAUGAUUUCAGAAAAUGCAUUUGUUCCAAGUUAAAAUAUGUACUAUUUACAUGAUCAAGGCCUAUUUACAACCACAGCCUGGCUCCUUGAAGAACAAAUAGAGCCAAUCUGUUGGCUUUGGAGCUUUAAAGGGAUAGGUCACCCAAAAAUGAAAAUUCUCUCAUCAUUUACUCACUCGUGCCUUCCCAGUAUAUGACUUUCUUUCUUCAUUAGAAGACAAACAAAUAUUGAAGAAUAUCUCAGUUCUGUAGGUCCAUACAAUGCAAGUGAAUGGUGGCCAGAACUUUGAACAUUCAAAAAUCACAUAAAGGCAGCAUAAAUGAAUCCACAAGAUUCCAGUGGUUAAAUCAAUGUCUUCUGAAGCAAUAUGAUAGAUGUGGGUGAGACAGAUCAAUAUUCAAGUUCUUUUUUUAUACAAAUCUCCUCCUUUGACCAGCCCGACCAGUAGGUGGCGAUAUGCACAAAGAAUGCAAAUUGCCAAAAAAUAACAAAAGGAUUUAUGGAUAUAAAGGACUAAAAUAUUGAUCUAUUUCUCACCCACACCUAUUAUAUCGCUUCUGAAGAAAUGGUUUUAUCCACUGGAGUCUAAUGGAUUACUUUUAUGCUGAUUUAUGUAAUAUUUUAAAAUUUUGAAAAGUUUUGGCCACCAUUCACUUGUAUUGUAUGGACCUGCAGAUCUGAGAUAUUCUUCUAAAAAUCUUUGUUUGUGUUCUGAAGAAGAAAGUAAGUCACACAUCUGGGAUGGCAUGAUGGUGAGUAAAUGAUGAGAGGAUUAACAUUUUUGAUUGAACUAUCCCUUUAAGCAGACCACUGCAUCAGAAAAAACAUGUGAAAUAAAACAGGGAUGCAAACUCAUUAAGGGUGAAAAAGGUGAGAAAGUCAUAGCAGGUGUUCCAAAUGUAUAUUUUCAGGUGAUUCGUUUGUUGUAUUUAAAACUUAUUUUAUGCCUAUCUGUCGCUAGUUUUAAGUGUUUAAACUUCAAGUGAUUGUAAUAAGGACAAUUUUAACAAACAAUUUGGUCAAAUUAGCUUCAGAAAAUGUGACUAGCUGAAAGGGGAGUAGUUUGCAUCCCUGAAAAAGGACAGUGGGGCUGUGCUUUUGUUGAGAUCUCAUUUUGGAAAAUGUAAUGUUGCUUAAGCCACUAAAAUAGCUCCAAAUCUUGCCAUUGAAUACAUUUCCUUGCAUCUUGUGUGCUAUUCUGAGAUUGUCAGAGUGACAGUGCCACUUUGAUAUAUAUAUAUAUGAAAAGUGACUUUUGUCAGUUGGUCUAAUGUUAUUUAUUUGACACUAUUCAAGUGUAUAGAAAGUCUAGAAAUACUCUUGUGGAUGUUUUUUCAAGCAAUUGCUCAAAUACUGUUGUAGAUUUUGUAGGCUCAGCUCAUUCUCUGAACAAGUAUUUUCUGAAUGCAUACUACUCAUUUAUAUUAUGUAAUAGCAUGAUGGUGUUAGCCAAACGGUUAACUUUCCAGGCUGCAAAUACAAAGGUUUCAGGUUCAUUCUUAAAAGGAAGAGACCCAGAAACUGGAAAUCACCAUUGUGCCCUCUUUUUCGCUGCUCAACAUGUUUCAAUUAUCAGUCCAUUUGGAUAUUAGGUUUAUUUCUAGAACUUCUUUAAUAAAGAAUUUACUGCCUAUUUAGAAUGAGUGAAGUUGUUAUACACCAUCUUCAUGAUUACACUAUUAUACUGCGGCCAUACAUGAUAACUAGUCUUAUGUGCUGUGCUGAAAUGU
Messenger RNA from Xyrauchen texanus (razorback sucker), 4550 nucleotides. Its product is annotated as rho GTPase-activating protein 22-like. The record is from RefSeq and is a predicted model, not a curated record. Gene Ontology annotation, biological process: activation of GTPase activity; signal transduction. The coding region runs from base 81 to 2210 and encodes 709 amino acids. Gene Ontology annotation, cellular component: focal adhesion. Lineage: Eukaryota; Metazoa; Chordata; Actinopteri; Cypriniformes; Catostomidae. Gene Ontology annotation, molecular function: GTPase activator activity. The transcript has 10 exons.